This is a messenger RNA of Plasmodium reichenowi, 579 nucleotides long. RefSeq names its product putative membrane protein. The record is from RefSeq and is a predicted model, not a curated record. Lineage: Eukaryota; Apicomplexa; Aconoidasida; Haemosporida; Plasmodiidae. The transcript has a single exon. The coding region runs from base 1 to 579 and encodes 192 amino acids.
AUGACAUCUAUGAAAUGUGUAUCAACAAGAGUGGCAGCAUUAAUACUGUACUUGAUUCCUAUAAUAUAUUCGGUUCUUGUAUUAAUAUUUGGGUUUAUAGAAUAUAAACAGAAGAGGACAUGUAAUUUAUUAAUAAUAUGUUCAUUAUAUGCAGUAAUAAUUUUAUUGAUAUGUUUAGUAGGUUGUCUUGGAGUUAUAAAGGAAAACGCUACUUUUAUAAGAUCAACAAUAAUUUUAUUAAUUGUUAAUAAUAUAAUUAUGACAAUGUUAAUAACAUUUUUAUUAAUAGAUGUAUUACAUUCUCCUCAUGUUGUAACUCUUCAUAAAGCAUCUAAAUUUUUACAGUUUAUGGUACAAGAUAAAAAAGUUGGGCUUUUAUUUUGUUCAUCAAUAUAUUCUUUAAUAUUUUUUUCUUUUUGUUUUAUGUGGACUAUUGGGGAUUAUUUAGCUCAACUAGACGCACGCUUAUGCUUGGAAGAUUUAAGGCAAUCACAUGAUUCACUACAAAACAAAAGAAAAAAAAGUAAACACCUAUCACUCGGAACAAACGACGAAAAAGAAUAUCUAAUUAAAGUAUAA